Molecule: messenger RNA, 1319 nt
Organism: Fomitopsis serialis
Lineage: Eukaryota; Fungi; Basidiomycota; Agaricomycetes; Polyporales; Fomitopsidaceae
Exons: 3
Coding region: 379-1266 (295 amino acids)
Source: RefSeq, a predicted model, not a curated record
GUUCAUCAUGCCUUCGGUAUUUUGUAGACAUGUGGGCGUCACGCCGUCCAGUCUCGCUCAAAUCAAGCACACACGCGCGCAUCGGCUCCCGUCCUCCUUCAUCUUGCUGCUACCGCUACCGAUGCCACUCAGGACCCACUCGCGACGCGGCAACGCGUAAAUCUCUCCAGUGCAUCUUGCACAGAUAACGCGGCGACUCCGGAGCUGCCACAGCAACGCUUGGCGACCCCCUCGGUUGUGUCAUACGCACGUACCAGUCUAUCAAGAAGCAUUUCCGCCCUCAACGCUGCGUCGGAUGACUCAGUGUAUGUUACGCCAGAGCCACAAGCCGACGCAAGCUCGCUUGCAUGUCCGCAAAGUGGCCCAUCCCACCGCGUGAUGUUGUUGCAAAGGAUGUCUGGAUACGAAACUCUGCAGUUUUCGGCGCCGGCUUUGGACAUCCAGGAGGCACACGAAGUGAUCACAGAACACGUCGCCGCCUCUGGGCUUCAGAAAUUCUUCAAAGAGGACGAUGCAUUCGUCAAGACAGUCGAGGCAAAUGCCUCGCAGUUGCAAGACGACGGCGAUUCUUUUCCUAUCACGAGGCAAAACGUACAACGCCUCAUUCGACUGAGCUUAUAUCACCCGGUGAUCUAUUGCGACGACAGCCACUCGAUGUCGUGGGAUGUUCCGAGUCGCUGGGACCUGCAACGCAAUGCUGUGGCUCGCAUUGCAAGCAUUACAACGCGGGCUCUCCCCCAUUCGUACGGUGUCACGCUGCGUUUCAUCAAUGCUCAUUACGCAGCACGGGAUAACAUUUCAGUGGACAACAUCCUUGAUACGUACGACCGAGUGAACCCCUCGAGUGGGACACCGCUCGGCACACGUUUGCGCAAGUAUAUUCUCAAGCCCUUGGUCUUCGACGUUCUGGACAGAGGUCUCCUCCUCGAACGUCCUCUUUUGAUAUGUGUCAUCACCGACGGCUGUCCAUUCGGCGAACAUGCGACAACUUUCGAGCAAGCUAUCGAAGAAUGUCGACAGCGGCUAGUGGAUGCCGGGUAUGAGCCGACUGCGGUUCGGUUCUGUGUGACUCAAAUUGGUGCCGAUGAAGGUUCCACGAGCUUUCUCGAGGAUCUCAGAAGUAAUCCAAGGAUACAGGACGUCAUGUACUGCACAACGGAGCGGCUGGACGAGAAAUUCCGGGAGUUAUGGGACAAUGGACGCCAGCUUGACGAGUGGCUUCUCAGAAUGCUCUCCGAUCCUAUUAUGCACCGCAUCGGGGACUGAUGAGAUGCGCAGUCCGUUCUCAUGACAUAGAGGCACAGCUGUCUGGCGAUGUA